Messenger RNA from Phytophthora nicotianae INRA-310, 1080 nucleotides. RefSeq lists its product as hypothetical. The transcript has a single exon. Gene Ontology annotation, cellular component: lysosome. NCBI's taxonomy places the organism in Eukaryota, Oomycota, Peronosporomycetes, Peronosporales, Peronosporaceae. Gene Ontology annotation, molecular function: cysteine-type endopeptidase activity. The coding region runs from base 1 to 1080 and encodes 359 amino acids. The record is from RefSeq and is a predicted model, not a curated record.
AUGGCGAGAACCGAUGAGCUCAAAGCUUCAAAUGUCGAGGUGGAAGUAUCCAAACAGCAUUCAUCGUGGCAAGCAGCUGGAAACAAUUCUCGCUUUGUGUGUCAAUCCAUUGGAUCCAUGCUCUUUUGGGUUGCAGUAGGGGGUGCCAUCACCUCGAUGUUGCUAACCACGCAAAAAGAGCAGAACAGCAACAACUUGUUACCCUCGACGAAGAUUCAAACCAACAAAGGCUCCGGUUGGUAUCUCGGUGGGGACGAUCCCGAGCAUGUUUUAUCAUCGUUACCAGAGAUCCGAUCACUCGAUGAACUACCAGAAAACUGGGACUGGCGUGACUACAACGGCACCGGUAUAAGCCUCACUACAAGUGUCUUGAACCAAAUGGUUCCUCGCGCAUGUGGAUCUUGCUGGGCUUUCGCAACCAUCAGCGCGCUUUCGGAUCGGAUCCGUAUCGCCAAAUUCAAGAAGACCGGCCGGCUGGAUGCAGAAGUGAUAUUGUCACCUCAAGUACUUCUCGACUGCGGAAUGCGUUCCUUUGGCUCGUGUCGCGGAGGAGAUCCUCGAUACGCUCACAAGUGGAUCUACGAGAAUGGUAUCGUGGAUUCGACAUGCAGUCCGUAUAUUGCAGCACACCCGUCGUGGAUUGGUAGUGGGGAAUGUGCCGCCACCCAAUGUCAUACUUGCACUAUGAACGGGGAUUGUUUUGUGGUUGAAAACCCGACGAAAUACUACAUUUCAGAGUAUGGCACACUGAAUUUCACGACGUCGGAGGAAUUUCAACUCCAAGCAAUGAACGAGAUUUACCAUCGUGGCCCGAUCGUUGUGAGUUUAUACUCGCUGACGCCAGAGUUCAAGCACUACACGGGAGGUUAUAUUCUGCGAGACUUUGAGAAGUGCCCCGGAACGACUCAUGUCGUGAGUAUUGUAGGCUGGGGCAAAGACGCUAAGACUGGGGUCAAGUUUUGGGCUGUUCGCAAUUCUAUGGGCACCCAUUGGGGUGAAAACGGCUACUUUCUCAUUGAACGGGGAAAUAACACCUACAACAUCGAAAACAAAGGUGCGUGGGCCGUGCCCAUCGUGUAG